UGUAAAGCCUCUGCUCUGCUUUCCCUGCUCUCCCUCUGUGCUUCAGUAAAGACCCAUCCACCCCCCGGUGCUACAGUGCUGCAUCUUCAUCUGAUCGGGGCUCCGCACCUGCCGCCAUCGUUAUCAAUAGCCUAUAAUGGAAAUACAGCAAGGACGCACUUUUAUCUAGCCUUACGCCGCACCACGGAGUCAAGCAUCUACGGGUUGUGGCGAAGAAGAGGCUAUCGGGACCAUUUCCUCUUAUGACGGGGGGCACAAUGAGUGACGAAUACAAGGCGUCGGUCACCCCUAGCUGGCUGACCCCUGACCCCACAGCCUGGUCCAGCAGCGGAGACGGAUUCACGGACAACGCCACCUACUCACCUCUGGACUCCUUUCCCCCGGUGCCCCCUCUCCUGGUCAACCCCUGGGACAUCUUGCUGUGCUCCUCAGGGACCCUCAUCGCCUGUGAAAACGCCCUGGUUGUACUGGUGAUCUGGCAGAACCCGUCUCUCCGAGCCCCCAUGUUCCUGCUGAUCGGCAGCCUGGCCCUGGCUGACCUCCUGGCUGGUCUGGGCCUGGUGCUCCACUUCACCUUGGCCUACCUGCUAAGGUCCGACUCGGCCCAGCUGCUGACUGUUGGUCUGGUGGUGGCCUCCUUCUCAGCCUCCGUCUUCAGCCUGCUGGCCAUCACCAUAGACCGUUACCUGUCACUCUACUACGCCCUGACCUACAACUCAGAGCGCACCGCUGCCUUCACCUACACCAUGCUGGUCCUCCUCUGGGGCCUGUCUCUCUGUCUGGGCCUACUUCCCGUCACGGGGGUGAACUGCCUGACGGAGGAGUCGACAUGCAGCGUGGUGCGCCCGCUGACUAAGAACAACGUGGUGGUGCUGUCCGUAUCCUUCCUCCUGCUGUUCGGCCUCAUGCUGCAGCUGUACGUGCAGAUCUGUAAGAUCGUCAUGCACCACGCCCACCAGAUCGCCUUGCAGCAUCACUUCCUGUCCACCUCGCCCCACUACGUCACCACCAGGAAGGGCGUGUCCACACUGGCCAUCAUCCUGGGGACGUURGCCGCCUGCUGGAUGCCCUUCACCGUCUACUCCCUCGUCGCCGACUACACGUACCCGCCUCUCUACACCUACGCCACCCUGGUGCCCGCCACCUACAACUCAGUCAUCAACCCAGUGAUCUACGCCUUCAGGAACCAGGAGAUCCAGCAGGCUCUGUGGCUGGUGUGUUGUGGCUGUAUACCGGCCAGGGUGACCCACAGGGCACGGACCCCCAGCCACGUCUGACACAGACCCAGGCCCUGGGAGGGAAGGAGAGAGGUGCCCUGGGCAGAGGAAGGCAGGCAGGCAGGCAGGUAGGCAGGUAGGCAGGGUUCAUGCUGCGUCUACUGCAUGGCUCUGUGUCUCCAUGGCUGGGCUGUAUCCAGGGAAGGAUGGAGGCAGCAGCAGGAGAAGGGGAGGUGGAGGGAUAAGUAGAGGCAGAGACAUACAGUAUAUAUCUUUGAGUAUAGGGCUUUCGCCCAUUGCCUGUGAUGGGAUUGGAGAAUGGAUGGCUAUGGAAGUGAGUGGUGGAGGAUUUGGUACAAAAGUGUACUGUAGGCCUACUGUACUACUGUCCCACCUUCUCUAUCUCUGUCUUCCUCGAUUAAAUAUAAAACAACAUCACAUGAUCUGACCGCUGCCACCAUAGGUGUACCAUCCCCCCUCCACACCUUCACCCCACCGUUGGGUUUACGUGCCACGAGGUGUUCUGCAGAUGACUGGGAAAGGAUGGUCGCAUGGCGCUGCAGCAAAUGUAGAUUACAUAGAAUGAUGUAGCUUUCAUAGUUUUAGGCGCUUUUACUGAUGCGCGCUUUUUUUCUUCCAUAAAAGGAUUGAGAGAUUAUUCUAGACUGUUUAAACUUGUCCCACAAGUUAAAAAGCUCGUGUGUGUGCAAAAAGACAAUGUAUGUGUCCCAUGGACAGAGAAGGAGAGCAAGAGGAGGAGUGGGGAGGAGUAGUGGAGAGCGAGAGGAGGAGAGGAGUAGUGGAGGGAGUGAUGAGCAAGAGUGGGCGAUGAUCAAGAUGCAGACGUUUCCCUACAACGAAGCCGGGCUGCGGCUAGAGCAUCUCAUCUCGCUGCUGCACUCUGAACGUGCUUUGAAAGCUAAACAACCGCGAGAGGCUAAAAAUAGCCCCGGCGCUCUGUGAUCCACGCGCCCUGCGUCCUCCGCAGACACCGAGUAAAGAAACCAUGCCGAGGAGGAGGAGAGCGGGCGCUUAUCUUCCCUACCAUCCAUCUUUCAAUCUCCAUCUCUCCCCAUUUCACGUGUGAGAAUGUAUUAUGAUGUUCUGUUUGCUUUACAUCCUGAGGUGACAACAGCCUCCAGAAGAUAAGUACCCUGAUUGCCCUACCCCCUGCGCGUGCCAAAUGCCCUUAGAUUAUGAUAAAACCUAUGGGUUUGAUCUUUUUAUCUCCGUUUUAUCCAGUCGCUUCUUCAUACAUAAACAGUUCAAUACUCAUAACUAACUAAUUCUGUAUUUUACGCACGUUAAGUAGGCUGACUUCUCUUGAAAGUAGAGGAGAGUGAAAUGUUCCCUCUGCAGAUCAAGCAGACAGUUAGACCGACUGGGAGCUGUUGAAACUGAAUGUAUUGUGGGGAUCCUCGCUAUAUGAGCCAAGUUACAAUUACCACCAAGCGUGUUAACCCUAUUGGCACUAUGUGUGUGGUGUUUGCGUCUUACGCCAGAUACCCGCGUUUGCUUCCAGCUUCCUCUUUUUGCUACAUUGUUGUCAGAAGUGGGAUGGUGGCCGUGGGGCCAUCGGACUACACAGCCCGAGGUGUAUGAAGGGGCUGAGGUUAGUUAAAGCACGGGGAAGGCCAUCCCGUUUAGAGGGGGCAGUGUAGCGUUCGUUGCUAUAUGAACUGUGGGUGUUUGCCUUUCACUCCAGAGACUCGGUUCGCUUCCCACUCCCUCUGUUGCAACAGUAUUAUUAUAUUAAUUUGAUCUUUUAGCCUAUCCAUUAGGUUAUGAAUAUACCUGAUCACCAACCAACCAUCAACCCGCAUGUUGCAUAGGACUUUAAUGAAUACCAUUUCUCCUGAUAUUGCAACCUGGUCUCAGACCAUUGUGUAUUAUUCUGUAUGUAAAUCCAAGAUACUAAAUUUUGUGUGAUAUGUUACAUAAGACAGUCUUAACUCAAAGACUGRGAGUUUGAAUAUUAUCACUGACAACUUUUCAACUACUUACUACUUUUUAGCUAAUUUCCAACUACUUAGCAUGUUAGCUAACCCAUCACCUAAUCCUAACCAUAGCCCUUUUAGUUAACCCUAACCCUAACCUUAACCCU
Molecule: messenger RNA, 3321 nt
Organism: Salvelinus sp. IW2-2015
Lineage: Eukaryota; Metazoa; Chordata; Actinopteri; Salmoniformes; Salmonidae
Gene: gpr12
Product: G protein-coupled receptor 12
Biological process (GO): adenylate cyclase-activating G protein-coupled receptor signaling pathway; regulation of metabolic process
Cellular component (GO): cytoplasm; plasma membrane
Molecular function (GO): G protein-coupled receptor activity
Source: RefSeq, a predicted model, not a curated record